AUGUCCUGGGACGACGAAGAUUUUGCAGUGCCAAGUGGCUCCAAAGAGAAGCCAGUGUUGAAUUCAUGGGAUGAUGAGUUCGCUGAAAACGACGAUGAGCCGGUACUAGAGUCCUGGGAGGACGAGGAGACUGCUAAACCUAAGCCUAAGGCAGCAGCAGCAGCUGCAGCCAAGGCUCCAAAGAAAGCCUCUCCAUCACCAGCUGCUACACCAGCUGCUACAAAGAACACCAUGCUCGAUAUCGAUACUCUUGACGACAAGACCCGUAAAGAACUAUUGAGAAAGGCUGAACUGGAAUCUGAUUUGAACAACGCUGCAGACCUUUUCGGCGGUCUUGGCGUCGCAGAAGAACAUCCAAGAGCCCGCGCCGAACGUGAAAGAGAACAGCUUGCAGCUGUCGCCCAACCUGCUGCGUUGACCAAGGAUACCCCAAUCCAAUCGCACCCAUUGUUCUCGGAUUUGGAAACCAAAAAAGAUUACCAAGAAUUAAGGAAAGCGUUGGCUACCGCAAUCACCUCGACAAGCAACAAAUCCUUGUUGAACUACUCUGGUGGACUAGCCAUCGACUUGAUCAGAGACAUUUCCAAACCAAUGACCGUCGAAAACAUCAGACAAACCAUUGCGACAUUGAACGUAUUGAUGAAGGAUAAAGAAAGAGAAGAAAGACAAGCUCGUUUGGCCAAAGUCAAGGGAGGCACCGCCACAGGCGGUGCCGGUAAGAAGAAGGCCAAGGCUACUAGGGCUAACCUCGGCGGUGCCUUCAAGAAGGAUAACGAUUUCGACCUAGGUGGUAACGAUAACUUUGACGAUUUCGGAGAAGACGAUUUCAUGUAA
Molecule: messenger RNA, 834 nt
Organism: Kluyveromyces lactis
Lineage: Eukaryota; Fungi; Ascomycota; Saccharomycetes; Saccharomycetales; Saccharomycetaceae
Gene: HCR1
Product: translation initiation factor eIF3 core subunit j
Exons: 1
Coding region: 1-834 (277 amino acids)
Cellular component (GO): cytoplasm; eukaryotic translation initiation factor 3 complex
Molecular function (GO): translation initiation factor activity; acyl-CoA dehydrogenase activity
Source: RefSeq, a predicted model, not a curated record